Puma concolor (puma) is the source of this 852-nucleotide messenger RNA. RefSeq names its product mitochondrial pyruvate carrier 2 (gene MPC2). Gene Ontology annotation, cellular component: mitochondrial inner membrane. Lineage: Eukaryota; Metazoa; Chordata; Mammalia; Carnivora; Felidae. Gene Ontology annotation, biological process: pyruvate import into mitochondria. The record is from RefSeq and is a predicted model, not a curated record.
UUCUGGGCCCCGGCCACCCGGCGGUUCGCAGCGGGGCAGGCGGAGCUGCGGGAAGGGCACGCUAGGGGAGAGGAGGACGCGAGGCGCUGUGGCAGGAGAAAGUGACGAGUGCCCUUCGUUGUCAUCCAGGGAGGAGCACGCGGCCACUGCCCCACUCGGCCGCCCACGACCACUCGUCCGCAGAGAUGUCAGCCGCUGGCGUCCGGGGCCUUCGGGCCACCUACCACCGGGUCCUCGAUAAAGUGGAGCUCAUGCUGCCGGAGAAAUUGAGGCCGAUUUACAACCACCCAGCAGGUCCCAAAACAGUUUUUUUCUGGGCUCCAAUUAUGAAAUGGGGCCUCGUGUGUGCUGGGCUGGCUGACAUGGCCAGACCUGCAGAGAAACUCAGCACAGCUCAGUCUGCUGUUCUCAUGGCUACAGGGUUUAUUUGGUCAAGAUACUCACUUGUAAUUAUUCCAAAAAACUGGAGUCUGUUUGCUGUUAAUUUCUUCGUGGGGGCAGCAGGGGCCUCUCAGCUCUUUCGUAUUUGGAGAUAUAACCAAGAACUAAAAGCUAAAGCAAACAACUAAGAGUUCCUGACCACCCGAACAAUCUAGAUGUGGGCAUAUAACCACUGGGACUAAUUUGAUUUAUUAUUUGGUUAUUGAUGAGGUGAUAUUAACUGUGCUAAUGUUUGGAAGCCAUAAAAAAAAAAAAAAGACUGUAAACUGGGGGCUAAUACUCAAUUUCACAGAAAAAUAAAACAAACUUUUAAUAACAGUGUUUCUUUGUAUAUGACUUAAGGAAUGUAUCUAUGGCUAUUAGUAACAUUUUUUUUCUACUCUCUGCCGCAAAUAAAUCAUACUUGCUCCU